Mandrillus leucophaeus (drill) is the source of this 677-nucleotide messenger RNA. It is a transcript of the gene APRT, whose product is annotated as adenine phosphoribosyltransferase. Bases 1 to 441 code for a protein of 146 amino acids. Gene Ontology annotation, molecular function: AMP binding; adenine binding; adenine phosphoribosyltransferase activity. Gene Ontology annotation, biological process: AMP salvage; adenine salvage. The record is from RefSeq and is a predicted model, not a curated record. The transcript has 5 exons. Gene Ontology annotation, cellular component: cytoplasm. Lineage: Eukaryota; Metazoa; Chordata; Mammalia; Primates; Cercopithecidae.
AUGAACCCUCCCCAGAUCCCUCCUCCAGCGCCCUGCCCGCAAGUUCCGGGUCCCCAGCCCAGGACGGGCGUGACCGAGUCGCCAGGCCUAGACUCCCGAGGCUUCCUCUUUGGCCCCUCCCUGGCCCAGGAGCUUGGACUGGGCUGUGUGCUCAUCCGAAAGCGGGGGAAGCUGCCAGGCCCCACUGUGUGGGCCUCCUAUGCCCUGGAGUACGGGAAGGCUGAGCUGGAGAUCCAGAAAGAUGCCCUGGAGCCAGGACAGAGGGUGGUCGUCGUGGAUGAUCUGCUGGCCACUGGUGGAACCAUGCAUGCCGCCUGUGAGCUCCUGGGCCGCCUGCAGGCCGAGGUCCUAGAGUGUGUGAGCCUGGUGGAGCUGACCUCGCUUAAGGGCAGGGAGAAGCUGGCUCCUGUACCCUUCUUCUCUCUCCUGCAGUAUGAGUGACUACAGGGCCUCCCAGCCCAACAUUCUGCAGCUGGAACCCAGGGACAUUUCAGCCCUGGGCAACUGCAGUGACCUCUGCAGUUACCAGGGGCACCAGCUGCCCGCAGGGAACACAUCCCUUGCUUGGGUUCAGCACCUCUCCUGGGGCUGGAAGUGCCAAAGCCUGGGGCAAAGCUGUGCUUCAGCCACCCUGGGCCCAAUUACACAUAGGGAGAACGCAGUAAACAGCUUUGCCA